AUGUACAAGAAACGAAUAUUUGGAACUCCUCCUGAACCUUUGUUCAACAUGAGAGCUUUGGGAAUGUCGGCUGAACUUCUUGAAGAAACCCUUUAUGUUCUUGCAGAAGAAAAUGAGAAAAAUAUGGAUAAUGCUAUGGAACGACAGGGUUUUUUCAGAGGAGGAAAAACUGCUGAAUAUUUUUUUCUUCUUUGUCAAGAACUUUCACUGCCUUCAGAAGCUCGCUAUCUGGCAAUUGAAAUUUUUGACAGAUUCAUGGCCAAACAUAUCAGCGAACUGUACGAGUUCAUUCGUUCUAAUACUGAUGAAAACCAGAAGGCAAAUUGGCGCGAUGUCGAAAAACGCAUUAAAACUCAACUACCACUUCGCAUUGUUUCUUGUACUCAAAUUGCUAGUAAGCUGUUGUCACACUACGAGACAAUCACACCUAACAAAGCUCGAAGAUUUCUCAACUCCAUCGGAAGCCAUUACUCGACGAAAAGCAUUUUGAAGUCAGAACUAAGAAUUCUAAAAACUUUGGACUAUUAUGUUCUCUUUAGCACUCCCCUCGCAUUUUUGGAAACGAUAUUAGAGAUACUUGGUCACAAUGACACAAAAGCCCAAGUGAAAGUUCUACAUGACAUUUCCAUGAAGGUCCUAGACAUAGUGUAUCUGCGGCAUUAUGAGCUUUAUGCUAAGCUUUGCAUGGCUGCCACAGGUGAAAAAUGUACCAAAGAAGACAGGCAAAAACUUGCUGUUCUGGCUAGUGACAACAUGUUAAUGGCUGUCAGUGUGAUUGGCACAGCUUCUUACAUAGUUGAUCAGUCAAUGAGUGAUAUGGUAAUUGAACAGCUGAGCUGUAUCACUCAAAUCCCACAGGAUGACAUUUUGGACUUUGGAACAAUUAUUCUAGAAAUUAUCUUAUGAGUUUCACAUUUUAAUCCCA
Messenger RNA from Actinia tenebrosa (Australian red waratah sea anemone), 925 nucleotides. Its product is annotated as cyclin N-terminal domain-containing protein 1. Lineage: Eukaryota; Metazoa; Cnidaria; Anthozoa; Actiniaria; Actiniidae. The record is from RefSeq and is a predicted model, not a curated record. Gene Ontology annotation, cellular component: site of double-strand break. Gene Ontology annotation, biological process: reciprocal meiotic recombination.